GAAUAAUAACCUGUAUCAAAUAUAUAAGCUGUGUAGAGUACACAAAACAAUUGACUGACGUGUAUUGAUAAAAGUAAGAUCUUAUAAAAAAUUCAGGUGCUCGACAGUCAGUUAAUAAAAAUUAGCCAAAGAAUAAUUAGUAGUAAUAGUUAUCAAUCUGAGUUUAUUGUUAAUAUAGUUUACCAGUUAGAUAUUGGAGUAUUUUUAUGAAAUAAUGGCGUCAGUAGACAAUGACGAUCCAUCAUCAAGUGCCAAAAUAACAAAAGAUAUAGAAAAAUUGUCGGUGGCUGGCAAUGACAAUCAAAUGGAAAACAAAAUUAAAAAUAUUUAUGACGACAAUAAAAAUCACAACAAUCCUGAGAACAGUGAAGCUAAGCUAGAUAAUAAACAGGAUGAUGAAUUUAAGCCACAUUUGACCGGAUUCAAAAUUCGGGAUCUUUAUAAAAUCGCGUUGAAUUUUUACAAAGAAAAAGAAGGAAAAGCUGUGCACCUUUCAUACGAAGACAAGCUUAAGCUAGUAGCGUUCACCCAACAAGCAACCCACGGAAAAUGCACCCCGGAAAAUUCUCCAGAGUUAGGAGUUCUCGACGUGAUAGGAAAAGACCGUCGCUUGGCAUGGCAAAACCUCGGAGACAUAACCAAAGACCAGGCAAUGGAGGGUUUCGUCGUUCUUCUGGACAAGCUUUGUCCUCUGUUCCGCACAGUAGUCGAGGCCCAGAAGCGGAACAUCGAGGAGCAAAAACGUUUGAAACAAGCGGAAGCUGAGAAGAAAUUGGACGAUGAAUUGCGCGAAAAGGAGGCUGCUGAAGAUAAGAAACGAGAAGAAGCUGACCGGGUCCAACGCGAGUACCAGCGCCGCCAGAUUCAAGACGCCUUGAAUCAACAAACUUACUACCAGUUCAAGGCAUAUGCUGAACAGCAGUACCCGGGGAACCCGGAGGAACAGGGGGUGCUGAUUCGCCAGCUUCAGGAGCAGCAUUACCACCGAUACAUGCAGCAACUUCAUCAAAAUCGGCUGAUGAUUGAUGAGUCCGUUGAGUUGGACAAAAAGGACCCUGAUCAAGAACGAGAACGAGAACGAGAACGGAGUAGAGAAAUUACUGCCGAAGACAAUCAGCUCAAACCGGAUUUGAAGAUUAUGAUCAACGACGAUAACAAAACCGAAAUAAUAAUCGACAAUGCCAAAAGUUUAGACAAGAAGAAAAUAGAUGAUGAUGAAUUGGACGAUGAUGACAACGAGGACGACGAAAACGAACCGACUAACAACAAAAAUAAGAACGAUGAUGAGGAUUCUGAUGAUCAACCCGAUUGGCCGCCAAUUGAGACACCCAAAAUGUGGACAAGGCCCGGCGUGGAUGAGUUCAAGAAGCUUAUAAAGCGCGAAAGUGGUGACGCUGUUAUUAAAGUCGGUCACGGGGAAACCGUUACUGUCAGAGUACCGACACACGAAGAUGGCUCAUGCUUGUUUUGGGAAUUCGCUACUGAUGGGUAUGAUAUUGGAUUUGGUGUUUACUUUGAGUGGUCUAAGCCUGACACCAACCAGGUCUCCGUUCAUAUCAGCGAGUCCGAGGAUGAUGAUGAUGAUGAGAUUUAUGAUUCUGGGGAGGAUCUCGAGUGUGGACCUGGAAAUGAAGAAAAUAGGACGGAAUUGAAGACUGUUGCUGCGCCUAUCAGUGUCAUCAUUCCGAUAUACAGAAGAGACUCGCAAGAUGAAAUUUAUGCUGGAAGUCAUACGUAUCCAGGUCAGGGUAUUUAUCUUCUUAAAUUUGACAAUUCCUAUUCAUUGUGGCGUAGCAAAACACUUUAUUAUCGUGUUUACUACACAAGACCUGGUUUCGCAAAUGAUUCAUCUUAAUAAUUAUAACAAUUAAUACAAAACCACACCACAGCCACGACUUAUCAACAAAGAUUUAUAAAAAUUAUUUAUGCUGAACUUGAUUUAUUACAAUUGCAAUAACGAUAACAGGCACUAUUCAAUGAUGUACUAGUCUGAUAACACUACGAGUCAUAUUCAAAAUAUAAGUAACAGUUAUUUGAAUAAAAAAAAUCAAUGUUAGGUCUGUUAA
Messenger RNA from Cotesia glomerata, 2066 nucleotides. RefSeq names its product Golgi resident protein GCP60. Gene Ontology annotation, cellular component: Golgi membrane. The transcript is spliced from 4 exons. Lineage: Eukaryota; Metazoa; Arthropoda; Insecta; Hymenoptera; Braconidae. Gene Ontology annotation, molecular function: fatty-acyl-CoA binding. The coding region runs from base 215 to 1855 and encodes 546 amino acids. The record is from RefSeq and is a predicted model, not a curated record.